This is a messenger RNA of Siniperca chuatsi (mandarin fish), 4370 nucleotides long. RefSeq names its product G protein-coupled receptor 17 (gene gpr17). Gene Ontology annotation, biological process: phospholipase C-activating G protein-coupled receptor signaling pathway; positive regulation of Rho protein signal transduction. The coding region runs from base 1152 to 2171 and encodes 339 amino acids. Gene Ontology annotation, molecular function: G protein-coupled receptor activity. The record is from RefSeq and is a predicted model, not a curated record. Lineage: Eukaryota; Metazoa; Chordata; Actinopteri; Centrarchiformes; Sinipercidae. Gene Ontology annotation, cellular component: membrane. The transcript is spliced from 2 exons.
AGUGGAAGCCUGCGUGUAACUGUUCAAAAUGUUGAGAGCAUCUUAUUGUCUAUCAAAAGCUCCUUCAGCCAGGAGCUGCUCCUUCACAGCAGUAAGAAGAAUGAUACAAUUAUGAUUGUAAGCACUUACACAAGGUUAUGUUUUUGCUUCAGGGUUUCGAGACGCGCAACAGACAGAGCUGAGAAGCCGAACAAAAGCAGGGGCCGUCCCAAUUAGCAGUUGGCAGUAGAUUAACAGAGUAGUGAUGUCAAAGCUUCUCCACAGUCCUGCACAGAUAGGGGCUUCAUUCAAGUCUACAGAAUACCAUUUGCAUAUCGAUGAAACAGAGAAGAGAAAGGGCCGAUGUGUCUGACACACAGCUGUGAUCUCCUUGUAUGAAAGAAAUAUUAUCCCUCCUCAGCCAGUGGGACCUCUCUCCACAUCUGUCCGAUGGCUAUGUGACUGAUUAUUUUGGGCAUUCCAAUUCAGGAUGCCCCCAGGAGGCAAGAGUCCAACAAGGGUCUCUGUUUCUUUAAAGCGUCCCCCUUCCCCGCUCUUGUUUUUCACUUGCUCUCCUAUAGGGAAUGGGGCCCUCUGUAGAACUUAACAGACCAUUUACAAAAGAUCAUCUCUGAGACUUUAGUCAUAAACUUCUCAAUUAACAACACAGUCCAUCUUCUGUCUAUCAGUGGGAGGGUGGGAGUUCAUGGUAAAGGCACUCAGUACACCACUAGGCCUGGUUUCCAUGGAGUCAUACCCGACGGCUCAUUGAGACUUAGGCAUGCCAUUCUUCUCCCCGUGGCUAAAAUGUGCUGCUUAUUCUGACUCAGGCUAUUGUGGAGCGCACAAGUGGCUCUCUGAGGAGAAGGGGAUGGAGAAAGAAAGGGUGGGGUCAAGGUUCAAACGAAAGGCUCCCAUCGGGACUCCCUUUCUGUUAUCAAAUUUGUUGAGACACAAAAAGAGCAACAGUCUCAUUCCCAAGAACAUCUUGAGGGAGAGAAGAGGGGGUUAUAGGACAGCAUUCUUUGUGUCAGCGCUUCAGUUCUUCCACAGCUCGGCGGUCGAACUGCCAGUCUCCACUCUGCUCCUGCACAGACUGUAGUCGACUCUUUGUCAGCAGCUGAAUUGUUCCUUAAGCAGCCAACCUUUUCUCCACUCUCUGAGCCACCAAAAUGGAGUCUGCUACAAUGGAGCUGCCCUCCCUGCUCUCCAAUCAGUCAUCAGAGAGCUGUGCGGCAGUGGACACAACAGCUGAGAACACACUGUUUGGAUGCUUCUACAUCCUAGUUUUCUUUCUGGCGCUAAACGGUAACAGCCUGGCUCUCUGGAUCUUCUCUCACCAGCGUGGCUCUUCCUCUCCAGCUAACAUCUUCUUGAUUCAUCUGGCUGUAGCAGAUUUAUCGUACGUGAUCAUCCUCCCACUGAGGGCCACCUACCACCUCACUGGAGGCCACUGGCCCUUUGGCGAGGUGCCCUGCAGAUUGGCGGGCUUUUUGUUUUAUGUCAACAUGUACGCCAGCCUGUACUUCCUGGCCUGCGUGGCGGGGGAUCGCUACCUGGCUGUGGUUCACGCUGUGAGGUCACUGAAGGUUCGGCGUGCUCGCUACGCUCACAUCAUCAGCUUCUCUCUCUGGGCCCUGGUUACUGUCUCCAUGGUGCCACUGCUAAUCACCCACCAGACUGCAGAGGUUGACGGCAUGACCGUGUGUUUGCAGCUGUACAGAGAAAAGGCCUCGCGCAAUGCACUGAUCUCAUUGGCUGUGGCCUUCACCCCACCUUUCCUCGCCACCCUGUCCUGUUACCUGCUCAUUAUUCACAGCCUGCGUCCGGGCUCCAGGUUAGAGCCGACCCUCAAGCUGAGAGCCCUGCGCACCAUCGGUCUGGUCAUGCUCAUCUAUGUAGUGUGUUUCCUGCCUUAUCAUGUGAGCAGGGCCACUUUCAUCCUGGGCUACAGCCAUCCUGACAUCUCCUGCCAGACACGCAGAGGCCUGAGCUUGGCCAACCGCCUCACCUCCUCCCUCACCUGCCUGAACGGCGCCAUGGACCCGCUUAUCUACCUGUUUGGGGCGGAGAAGUUCCGUGGCACUCUAAUGCGAUUGUUUUGCAAAGAUAAGGCCGGAGUGUCGGGAGCCACCAGUGCAGAGUUAAAGGGAACACACGAGAGCUCUGUGAGUGCCAAGUCAGAGUUUUGAGGAAGAGAAAUUUGAACUCAAUCUGGAGCCCUGUUUGACAUAGAUGCAUUUCCAACAAAAAUAAGUCUAUCAAUUAACUGCUGACAUAUGAGGACAUAUGAGAACUCAUGGAACCUGGACCUGCAUCCAGUAAAGACUCAUAUUCCAUAUGUAACGUAAUGAAUUGGAGAGAAUUUCGUUUGCUCCCUGUUUAAAAGCAAAAUGGUACUUUUGGACCAAAACAACAUAUUUGGAAGUCACUAUCAUGCUACAAUAAAACAAACAAGUAGUGCCCGUUAGUGACACGUGUCCUUCCAUGUUUUGCUUAUGUUUCCUUUGUCAUGCUUCCAAAAUUUCCCAUGAGCAAAGUCUGCAGAGUUUCCAACUUACAGAAAGUGUGCAUACAGAGCUCAGAAAGUCAACCAGAGAACCCUCGAACAUUAGCCCCCGCCAUCAAAAUAUUGAGUCGGAAGGAUGGAUGCUGGAACUGGGCCUAAAUGCUUUUUGUACUGGCUACCUGCCACCUGCUGCCAUCAACAGUCUUCAUCCACAGAAAAGGUUUGCCUAAAAAGGCGCAGAACAUUUGUCCUAGACAUGAGACAGAAAAUUGGUCAAAACGCUAACUGAAUAUUAUAUUUUAACUGCCUCUGCUAUGUAUAUAAUGUAUUAGCAACAUGUUCCUACCGUCCAGUGCAUGGUGGGAGAGGCCCCAGCAGCCUGUGACCUCGGCAAGAAUUAAGUUGUUCAGUCUACUGUUUCUACAAGCUUCCUGCUGAUGUUGGGAAAUGAUUUUUGUGUCAAACACCAAAUAAUCAAAUAUGUACAUAGUUAACUUUGUAUGUAUAUUUCCUGUUACUGUUUUGUAUCCUAUGCCAAAUGUGAUAAAUACUCAUUAAUUAGCUUUUGAUAUCAUUUUUAAAAAUCUAAUCUGUUUUUAGCUGUGCUGGUGCCUGGAUGGCAAUGUCAGUCCAUCACUUUGUCCAGACUGAAAUAUCUCAACAAUACUAUUGGAUGGAUAGCCAUGAAAUUACCGAUAUCCAGAUGAUCAGAUGAUCCCUAGUGGAUGAAUUGUAAUAACUUUGGUGAUCCCCUGACUUUUUCUGUGGUGCCACCAGUACAUCAAAGUUUUCAUUUUUCCAAUACUUUGGUUUAUGACCAAAUACUUUUUGUGUUUAGUGCUAAUUAGCAAAUGUUUGCAUGCUAACGCACUAAACUAAGAUGGUGUGAUGGAUAUCUGCUACCUGCUCAAAAUAUGAUACAUUGUUUUUAGCCACACUAGCAGCAAAGGAUCUAAGGAUGGCCGUCUUGUCUGUCGUUGGUCUACCACUUUGGUCCAGACUGAAAUUUCUCUUGGUACUGACAUUCAUGUUCCCCUCAGAAUGAAUUGUAAUUGUAUGACCAAGACCUGCUAAACUAAUGAUGUUCCCAUCAGCUUCAGCUGUGCUUUGUUUCUAGUGCUAAUUAGCGAAUGUUAGCAUGCCAACACUCCAAGCUAAGAUGGUGAACAUGGUAAACAUUAUACCUGCUAAACGUCAGCAUAUUAGCAUUGUCAUUGUGAGCAUGUUAGCAUACUGAUGUUAGCAUUUAGCUCAAAGCACCACUGUGCCUAGGUAAAGCCCCGCAGAGCUGCUAGCAUGACUGUAGACUCUUAGUCUUGCUUUUAAUAUAAGGUGUAUUUUCCAUGACUUUUAAAUUGCUGGAAGACGCCAGAUGUUUACUUUGCUUGUGCUAGACAAAUCUUCAUUGUACAUUCAUCAUUAUCCAGCUCCCUAACUCUCCUAUGAUAUGCAUUUAUUGUUUGUCCACAUUUCUAUGAUAUUGCACUAUUGCAUAACAAACUAUGGACCCUAUUUUACUGUGAGUCAGUCUGACUAAACAUCAUCUGCAAAAGAAGUGAUGUUUUAGACAGAAAGACAUGAUUCACACAGAUUAGUAAGAUGUGAGUUAUAAAUGUUCCUUGUGGCUUCAAGUUGUAAAUAAUAAACUUGUAAUUAUCAUUACAAAGUCACUCUGCAAGGGAAAUGUCUGAACAAAGCUCUCAUAAAAACUGUUGUGAUGUUCCACCAGCUUACUUAUAUGUUAACAACUGACUCACAUUUCAAUCUUUAUUUCUUUUUUGUAUCAAAAUCGCCUGCUUUUCAAUGCUGUUAUAUAAAAUGGGUGUGUUAACUCAACAUUUCAGUUGUCACUUGAAAGUAAAAUGAUUCAUGAUUGAUUUCA